Messenger RNA from Epinephelus fuscoguttatus (brown-marbled grouper), 1836 nucleotides. RefSeq names its product adrenoceptor alpha 1Aa (gene adra1aa). The record is from RefSeq and is a predicted model, not a curated record. Gene Ontology annotation, cellular component: membrane. Gene Ontology annotation, biological process: adenylate cyclase-activating adrenergic receptor signaling pathway; phospholipase C-activating G protein-coupled receptor signaling pathway; positive regulation of cytosolic calcium ion concentration. Gene Ontology annotation, molecular function: alpha1-adrenergic receptor activity. Lineage: Eukaryota; Metazoa; Chordata; Actinopteri; Perciformes; Serranidae. The transcript is spliced from 2 exons. The coding region runs from base 4 to 1455 and encodes 483 amino acids.
CAGAUGGUUCCUGUGCUGGACAAUAUGACCCCAGCUCCUCUGACACAGAACUGUUCCAACUGCACCCAAGUUUUAGUCCCAGAGCUCAAUGUGGUCAAAGCAGUGGUUUUGGGCCUGGUGCUUGGCGUAUUCAUUGUGUUUGGAAUUGUGGGAAACAUCCUGGUAAUCCUCUCAGUGGUUUGCCAUCGACACCUACGGACAGUCACGCAUUAUUUUAUAGUUAAUCUUGCAGUGGCAGAUUUGCUGCUGAGCUCCACUGUACUGCCCUUCUCUGCCAUUUUUGAGAUUGUGGAUCGCUGGGUGUUUGGAAGGGCCUUUUGCAAUGUUUGGGCAGCUGUUGAUGUGCUCUGCUGCACUGCCUCCAUCAUGAGCCUCUGCGUGAUCUCUGUUGACCGCUACAUUGGAGUCAGUUACCCUCUGCGCUACCCAACCAUAGUGACAAAACGCAGGGCGCUGCUGGCAGUGAUGCUGCUGUGGGUGUUGUCUAUCAUCAUAUCUAUUGGACCUUUGUUUGGGUGGAAAGAGCCGGCACCUGAGGACGAGUCCAUCUGCAAGAUCACAGAGGAGCCUGGCUACGCUAUCUUCUCUGCCGUGGGGUCUUUCUACCUUCCUCUGGCCAUCAUCCUGGCUAUGUACUGUCGGGUUUAUGUGGUAGCUCACAGGGAGAGCCGGGGCCUGAGGGAGGGCCACAAGACAGAGAAGUCAGAUUCAGAACGAGUCAUACUCAGGAUACACAGAGGCAACACAACUGUAUCAGAGGACGAGGCUCUUCGCAACCGCACACAUUUCGCUCUGCGACUGCUCAAGUUCUCACGUGAGAAGAAAGCUGCCAAGACCCUGGGGAUUGUGGUUGGCUGCUUUGUGUUGUGCUGGUUGCCCUUUUUCCUGGCACUACCCAUCGGCUCCAUAUUUCCUGCAUACAGACCUUCGGACACUGUCUUCAAGAUCACCUUCUGGCUCGGUUACUUCAACAGCUGCAUCAACCCUAUAAUCUACCCGUGCUCCAACCAGGAGUUUAAGAAAGCUUUCCAGAGUUUACUUGGAGUUCACUGUCUGAGAAGGACUCCCAGACCACACCAUCAUCAUCUGAGUGCGGGUCAGAGUCAAGCACAGGGUCAAGGCCAGCCCCUCACGCUGGGCUUGGACAGCAGGGGGGCUCCCUGUCGGCUCAGCCCUUCCUCCUCUAUGGCCCUGUCCAGAACCCCUUCCUCCAGGGAUAGCAGGGAGUGGAAGGUCUUUCCCGCUGGCCCCACAGGCAGAUCUGGACCGACCGAGACAAGCAGGGAUAAAGUGGCCAAAAUCUGCAGUAAAAGCUUCCACCGGACCUGCUGCUGCAUCCCCAGAGGUGGGACUCCCCCGCAGGAGUCAAACUGCACCCAGCCCCCUCCCGUUGGAAACCUUCCCACCAUUAAAAUCCACCAAUUGUCCCUGUCGGAAAAAGGAGAUCCUGUAUAACCACUAUAAUCCUUCAUCCAUUAGUCAUGACUCCCCUUUCAAGGUCACUGAUGAGAAUAUAUUUCCCUUUGCUCUCUUGGAUGAGCUGUGAUGGAACGGUGGCUGCUUUGAAAUUUGAAAGUCUCAGCGUUGAUAUCGUUGUGUGAUUUUUCCUGGAUGUAAGAUCGUCAAAGACAUAUCUAUAUUUAUCUUAUGCUAUAUUUUACCCCUUUGAUAAGGUGGCUUUUCGGCUUUCGAAACACAAACUAGGCUACUGCAGAACACAGCUUGGGAGGGGUGAAAAUAAGGCAAAAGUGUAUCAAGUUUUGUAAAAGUGUACAAAGAAAGAGAUCCUCUGAGCACUUUCCUGAGGUGGAUGGAAAGGGAAAAAAACAAUACACA